GUCUGAAGUGUCUCAAGUGAGAAAAUAUAAAGCUCACAAGGGAGAGUAAGAAGUCCAGUCUCUGGUGGGCUGGCAAAACAUAUGAAUGCUUAGAAGAUAUUCAGGGGAGCCAUUUAAUAAAAGGACAACUCAUUCUGGAUUCCUUGACUGCUGGAAAACUGAAGAGCAACCUUCAGGUUUUAAUUAAUUCAACUGAGUCUCAUCCUUAAUAGUCACAAAAGAGGCUGACUCUGGAUUCAGGACUUUGAGAGUCAUUGAAUUUCCUCAUCUUCUUAUCUGACUUAUAAUGGAGUUCAUGUAUUUUGUUGCCAUCCUUCUGAUGCAGAUGCCAGUACCAAUUUCAGCACAGUUCAUUGUCCAUGGCACAGUAGAGCCUUUGGUGGCCCCGUUGGGUGGACAUGUUGAGAUCCACUGUCAUCUUUCACCACCACAAAGUGCAGCACACAUGGAGGUGCGCUGGUUCCGGAACCGCUACACUCAGCCUGUGUAUUUAUACCAAGAUGGCAGAGAUUUUUAUGGAGAAAUUAUUAAAGAUUAUGUGGAACGGACGAAAUUGCUGAAAGAGUCCAUUGGGGAAGGCAAUGUGACUCUCAGAAUUGAAAAUGUUGUCGCUUCUGAUUCUGGGGAGUAUCAUUGUUUGUUUAAAGAUAGUGACUUCUCUGAAGAAGCCAUUGUGGAGAUAAAAAUAGCAGCUGUAGGCUUGGAGAUGCAGUUUAAUGUAAAUGUUACAAGCAGUGAUAUAAUAGUGGAGUGUAAUUCAGGAGGAUGGUUUCCUAAACCUCAGAUACAAUGGAUAGAUAGCAGCGGACAAAUAAUUCCACCUUCAUCAGAAUCCUACUCACAAGAUCAAUCCAAGUUAUUCCACAUAAGCACUACUCUUAUCCUCAAUGACAACUCCAAAAGAGGUGUUACAUGUAACCUUCAGAAUCCAAUUACUGGCCAAAAGAAGCGGACAAAUAUUAAACUAGAAGAUGAUUUGCUCCCAGACAAUAUUUAUUGGAAAGUACCGGUAGCACCUUGCAUAAUCAUUGCUGUGAUGCUAUUUGUCAGAUAUGUUUACUUUUUGUGUUACCAGCCAAGAAAUAAAGAUCUCUAUCUGAAAGAACACCUAUUCAGAUCCUCUGCCCAUUUUCAAAUCAGAUUGAUGGAGUUUUUCUUAUUGAAUUGUUUUCUUUUAAAAGUAUUUAUUUCAAUGCUCCUGGUUUAUGGAGGUUUGGCAACUUUUCUACUUGUGAUCCAGUAUCCUGCAACGAAAGAGCCUGUCAACACAGACAAUAUAAUUACGAAUAAAGAAAAAUUCGUAAUCCAUUCUGUGAUAAUAGUAUUUGUCUCCAUGAUUAGCUCUUUAUUGUACACCUUUCAAAAAGUUUGCAUUGAUGAGGAUUUCAGGCAUGGCAAAGCUAGAGCCUGUGCUCUGCGUCACAACAAGCUGUAUCGCUGGCUGGCAUUGCCAUCUCAUCGGGAGAUCAGAGUCAUCUUCUUCUUGGAUUUUCAAGGUACAUGGUCAAGCAAUCAAGACCAUGAAGAUGAAGCCACACAUGAAUUAGCCACAAUAAGGAGCCAGGACUGCAAUACAACUAAAAGGAGGAGAGCCACCUUAUGAGUUUUGUCUACUUGUACCUGAAAUGCUAUACAAUUAAUUUGGGUUAACAACAGUUAAUGUCCAAGAACGCAUGUAAAGCUAUUAUAUCUGUGCUUAUUAUAUGAUAAACAUUCACUAAAUGUUAGUAUUACAACUAUUAAAAUUAUCCUAUAUAAUAAACGCCUAAUAUGCCAAGUG
Myotis myotis is the source of this 1780-nucleotide messenger RNA. Its product is annotated as putative selection and upkeep of intraepithelial T-cells protein 1 homolog. The coding region runs from base 287 to 1603 and encodes 438 amino acids. Gene Ontology annotation, biological process: regulation of cytokine production; T cell receptor signaling pathway. The record is from RefSeq and is a predicted model, not a curated record. Gene Ontology annotation, molecular function: signaling receptor binding. The transcript is spliced from 10 exons. Gene Ontology annotation, cellular component: external side of plasma membrane. Lineage: Eukaryota; Metazoa; Chordata; Mammalia; Chiroptera; Vespertilionidae.